CUUGGUUCAAGUCGGGAUAUUUGGUCUCCCCGUCUUCGAAGGAUUUACCGCCGGCUUGUGCCGCCCAGAGCCCAGAGCACUCAGCAAAACGCGCGCAGGGAUGGCCUCGCUCGGCAUGCUGGCGCGACUGCACCUUCUGGCGGCUGCCGUGGAGAUUGCCCAGGCCACCAGGCCAGUCCCGGGCGGAACGUGCCUCGCUCAGCACCGGAGCCACAGCCUCAUUCGUGCCGCUGCCGAGCGAAAGACGGAGCAGUGCUACGCGGAGCUUCCAGGCCUGGCAGUGGCCGAGGGCAACGGUGUGGGUGGGGAGGUCUCCGCCUCGUCCGCGAGCGACUGCCAGGUGGCAUGUGAUGCUCAGGAAGGAUGCAACAGCUUCAGCCUCUGCCCGCUGUGGAGUGGCUGCUACCUGAAGGACCAAAGCUUCUCGGGCAGCGAGGCAACCAGGGAGCACAACGGCUGCACAACCUUCUACAGGACUGCGUGUGGCUCCACCGCUACUCCUACACCUUCGGCCACGACGGAUGCGCUGGACUGCUACGGGGAGCUUGACGGCCUGGCGACCGAGGAGGGAAACGGUGUGGAGGGUGAUAUAUCUACCACGUCGUCUGCUGAGUGCAUGGCGGGGUGCUCAGCCAACUCGAACUGCAUGAGCAUCAGCUUCUGCCCGCAGUGGAGUGGCUGCUGGCUGAAAGAUCGUAGCUUCUCGGGCAGCGAGUCCACCAGGGAGCACUUCGGGUGCAGGACCCUCUACAAGCGCUCGUGCAGCUCGGCACCAGCGCCCUCACCUGCACCCACGCCUACGCCUACGCCAGAGGCCACGGUGUUGCCUACGCCUGCGCCCACACCUGUACCCACGCAGGCACCCACGCCUGCGCCUACGCCAGCGCCUACGCCGUUGCCUACGCCUGUGCUCACAUCUGCACCCACGCAGGCACCUGCGCUGGCGCCCACGCCAAUGCCAACGCCUGCACCCACGCUGGAGUCCACGCCUGUGCCCACAGUGGCAGACGACUGCUACGGGGAGCUUGACGGCCUGGCGAUCGACGAGGGAAACGGUGUGGAGGGUGAUAUAUCUACCACGUCGCCCGAACGUUGCAUGGCGCGCUGCUCUGCUCACACGAACUGCAAGAGCGUAAGCUUCUGUCCGCAGUGGAGCGGCUGCUGGCUGAAAGACCGGAGUUUCUCGGGUAGCGAGCCCACCAGGGAGCAUUCAGAGUGCAGGACCCUCUACAAGCGCGCGUGCAGCCCCACGCCAGCGCCCGCCCCGACGCCGACGGCCGCGCCGGGAGCGGCGCCCUACUGUGGCAUCGCUGUGGACGUCUACACCUGCCGUGAGGAGGUUGCGCUCCUCGAGGCGAUCGACCCAGCGGUCGGGAGCAGCUUCAAGCACAUGUGCAUGGGCUACGGGGGCACCCACCCGCCGUCCUGGAAUGGCUUGACUCCCGAGGACAGAGACAUGUGCACCCUGAACAUCAACAACGACUGCAGCCACUGGUACCAAGACACGAUGGGGGCGUGGCAGUGCGCCAGGGACUACGGGCUCAGCAAGAGCCCGGACGAUUGCGGCGGCCGCUACCUUUUCCUGUGGGACGAGCCCAUGACGCAGGGGCUCAGCGCCGAGUGGGCAGCGGACCAGUGGAAGACGCAUGUGGACAAAUGGACCCCAGAGAUGGCGGCGCUGCGCAAUCGCGGCACGCGCGUGACCAGCCCACUGUUCACUGACAACGGCGGGGCCGCCCAGGACAAGCUGCAGAGGUUCUUUGCGCACUGCGGCCCCGCGUGCAGCGACCCCGCCUCGCCGUACUACGUGGACGUGCUGGCCACGAACCAGUGGCUGCUGAGCCCGUCGAGCGCCCACCCCGACCAGGAGGAGUGGAUCAAGCGCGAGGUGGCCGCGAUGAGCGAGGCGAACAGCGGCCGGCCCGUCAUCCUGGGCAACUUUGCCUGGCUUGGGGGGACCACGGCCGACCAGGCAGCGGAGGCCAUCAGGAGCAGCCGCAUCUGGGACCGGUCGUGGUCGGGGCUGGAGGCCGUCUUCUAUUUCGGGGACUUCGGCGCGGGCACGGUGCACCACCGCCUCUGGGACACGACCAGCGGCGGGACGACGGUGGCCGCUGUGCUGGUGGAGCGCUGCAGGGCCUACAACCAGUGAGCGGCGGACCCUGCGGGUGCGCCGUGGGGUUUGAGGACCCAGGAAGUAGGGAAACGCACUCUGGGAGAGAUGCGUGCAGUAGCGGUAUCGAUACUUUUGCACGGGUAAGCGUGAGGCUCGAGUGCACUGGAACUCGGCUUUGCUGGCCUCUUUUGACAAGCCCGUCCUGGAUUGCGACGGUGUAGUUUUUGUGAGAGUCUGCAGCGGUCUCGUCAUUUUCAUGAUGGCGCCGUCUGGCCAACCCGAAUGUGGCCGGACUCCAUGGCGUCGGAGGCUCGCGAGGCCUCGCCGACGCACCGGCGAUGCAGCGCGGUGCCGCGAGCACGGCGUGUGAGGCGUCCCGGUGCGUCGCCGGCGCGUCGGCGGUGCGGAGCGGCCUUGUGCGAUGCCAAGCUGCUCCGGCCCCGCGCGGGCGGCCUCUCCAGAGGAGGAGGGGCG
Molecule: messenger RNA, 2590 nt
Organism: Prorocentrum cordatum
Lineage: Eukaryota; Dinophyceae; Prorocentrales; Prorocentraceae
Source: the annotation of a GenBank genome assembly